Gadus macrocephalus (Pacific cod) is the source of this 4068-nucleotide messenger RNA. Its product is annotated as radixin. The coding region runs from base 381 to 2171 and encodes 596 amino acids. Gene Ontology annotation, biological process: positive regulation of protein localization to early endosome; regulation of organelle assembly; regulation of cell shape. Gene Ontology annotation, molecular function: actin binding; cell adhesion molecule binding. Gene Ontology annotation, cellular component: plasma membrane; adherens junction; microvillus. The record is from RefSeq and is a predicted model, not a curated record. The transcript has 15 exons. Lineage: Eukaryota; Metazoa; Chordata; Actinopteri; Gadiformes; Gadidae.
CGUUCGGGAGCAGGGGGGAGCCACCAGCUCAUCUCAGCGUACCCCUGCUCUCUGAAAUGAACCACGCCUGACUUCCCACUACCACCACUACCACCAGCAGCAGCUCAACGACAGCCAUAUUGUAUGUCUUCGCAAAUCGCCUUACGGUAGAUCUGACUUCCAUGGUUUCCCCCCCUUAACCCCGUGUCCGUGAAACCUUUUCCUGGGGAAACCCCGACGAGAUAAGGACCCACCGAACCGGAUCGUGUUCUCCUCGUCUACUGGAAAACGAACCGGAGGAUCUUGCAGGUUUUUUUCUGGGUUAAGCCAUAUAAAGGACACGCUUCCCCGCGGUCUUGUGAAAACAGUGUCCAAGCUCAGUCGUCACCAGAGGGGGCACCAUGCCGAAACCGAUCAAUGUGCGCGUCACCACCAUGGACGCGGAGCUGGAGUUCGCCAUUCAGCCCAGCACCACGGGGAAGCAGCUCUUUGACCAGGUGGUGAAGACCGUGGGCCUGAGGGAGGUGUGGUUCUUCGGCCUCCAGUACACCGACAGCAAGGGCUACAGCACCUGGCUGAAGCUCAACAAGAAGGUUACCGCGCAGGACGUGAAGAAGGAGAACCCGCUGCAGUUCAAGUUCCGGGCCAAGUUCUUCCCCGAGGACGUCUCUGAGGAACUCAUCCAGGAGAUCACACAGAGGCUGUUCUUCCUGCAGGUGAAGGAGGCCAUCCUGAACGAUGAGAACUACUGCCCCCCCGAGACGGCGGUGCUGCUGGCCUCCUACUCGGUCCAGGCCAAGUACGGCGACUACAGCAAGGAGGGCCACAAGCCGGGCUACCUCACCCACGACCGCCUGCUGCCCCAGAGGGUUCUGGAGCAGCACAAGCUGACCAAGGAGCAGUGGGAGGACCGGAUACAGACCUGGCACGAGGAACACAGAGGAAUGCUCAGGGAGGACUCCAUGAUGGAGUACCUGAAGAUCACCCAGGACCUGGAGAUGUACGGCGUCAACUACUUUGAGAUCAAGAACAAGAAGGGCACGGAGCUGUGGCUGGGUGUGGACGCGCUGGGCCUCAACAUCUACGAGCACGACGACAAGCUGACGCCAAAAAUCGGCUUCCCCUGGAGUGAGAUCAGAAACAUCUCCUUCAACGACAAGAAGUUUGUCAUCAAGCCCAUCGACAAGAAGGCCCCGGACUUUGUGUUCUACGCGCCGCGGCUGCGCAUCAACAAGCGCAUCCUGGCUCUGUGCAUGGGCAACCACGAGCUGUACAUGCGCCGCCGCAAGCCCGACACCAUCGAGGUGCAGCAGAUGAAGGCGCAGGCCCGCGACGAGAAGCAGCAGAAGCAGAUGGAGAGGGCCCAGCUGGAGAACGAGAAGAAGAAGCGGGAGCACGCGGAGAAGGAGAAGGACCGGAUAGAGCGGGAGAAGGACGAGCUGCUGGAGAGGCUGCGGACCAUCGAGGAGCAGACCCUCCGGGCCCAGAGAGAGCUGGAGGAGCAGACGCGCCGCGCCCUGGAGCUGGAGGCGGAGAGGAAGCGGGCGCGGGACGAGGCGGAGCGGCUGGAGAGGGAGCGGCAGGCCGCCGAGGAGGCCAAGGCCGAGCUGGCCCGGCAGGCCGCCGACCAGAUGAAGAACCAGGAGCAGCUGGCGGCUGAACUGGGGGAGUUCACGGCUAAGAUCGCCCUCCUGGAGGAGGCCAAGAAGAGGAAGGAGGAGGAGGCCAACGAAUGGCAGCACAAGGCCAUGUCGGCCCAGGAGGACCUGGAGCGGACCAAGGAGGAGCUGAAGACGGCGGUCACGCCCCUGGUCACGCCCCUGGCCACGCCCCUGGCCACGCUGCCGGCGGGGGGCGGCGGUGGCGGGGGCGGGCCCGACGAGGGGGAGCACUCGGAGCAGGAUGACGAGCAGGCGGAGGCCAGCGCCGAGCUGUCCUACGAGGGCGUGAGCCAGCUGGAGCUGAGGAGCGAGGAGCAGCGGGUCACAGAGGCCCAGAAGAACGAGCGCGUCAAGCAGCAGCUGCAGACGCUGACCUCUGAGCUGGCGGACGCGCGCGACGACACCAAGAAGACGGUGAACGACGUGCUGCACGCCGAGAACGUCAAGGCCGGACGUGACAAGUACAAGACGCUGCGGCAGAUCCGCUCGGGGAACACCAAGCAGCGCAUCGACGAGUUUGAGUCCAUGUGAGGGGGGGCGUGGCACCCAUCCGCUACUCCCCCGUUCCCCUCCCCCCCCCCCCCCCCCUGCAUUUACCUGCAGCCAAUCGCUUUCCACGGACCCCGCAGACUCACAAUAAAACGAACGAACAAAAACAAAAAACGAACAAGGAACUAUUUUCCACCGGGACGGAAUUCGUAAGGGUGCGGUACGGAGGGCCGGGAGCUCGUCUUUGCCAAAGUUUUGCCCUCCUCUUCGUCCACCUCUUCGCACGGCGCUAAUGUUUUCAAAGCUAACUUUUCUUAAAGCCUCCCAAGACGUCUCCCACAAGAAGGUCGCUAGGAUUGCCAGAAGAACAGGCAACCGAGUUAUUUUUGUUUUGUUUUUUGUCCCGGAGCAAUCAAGGCCAUGAAAUAAUCUUUUUUUUUUUGUUGUCUUGCCGUUGCUUGCUUCGUAUGCUCGUCUGGAAUGAUAGUAUUAUUAUGCAACAAAGAUGUUCAGUUUAAAAGUGCUCCCGUUCUCUUUUUAGAAAGUUGUCAUCCUCUCCUUUUUUGCGUUCGCUUCGUUCAAUGGAUGUCAUCAUUUUUUUUUCUCGUACCUAGGGAGGUAGGUUUCGGUGAAUCCAGGCAAAUUUAGAAAAAUCUUGAGUUGAGGGAAAUGCUCUGGAUUUUGGCCAUUUUGUUUCUUUGGUUGUUUGUGUGGGAAAUAUCUACGAGUCCGUCCAGGAAGAAAGAUAGUUUAAAGUCGGUUCUGUUCAAUUCUGUAUCGGACCGAUCACAACUGUAUUUGUUUCAGAAUCUUGAACCAGGUCUGCAUCCAUGAAGUGUCCGGACUUGGGUGAAAGGAGUACAAGUAUAUCAGACCCCAAGGCAUUACGGGGUUUGGAGUCUAAUUAAAGUAGCAAAGGCAUCAAAGGGAAACCAGGGUCUCAUUUCACUGAGCUGGAUGUUCGUGUUACUGAUCCACAAAGGAGGUGUUGUUUUACAGGCUAACGGUCACGUGUGUGUGUAUGUGCGUGUACGUUUUCCAACUCGUAAGUUGAAUGGGUUCCUGUCACGGAGAAGCCCAGAGAGCUAGUUUUAGUGGAUGCCUGUGAGUCUGAUCAAAUCAUCAGUCCUCAACUUCAGAACCGAAUCUCUACCUCAACCCUGUUGCCAUGGUGACCGCCCAGUGGUGGCGAUGAUGCACUUCACGGUUAAGACGAGGUCAUGGUGGGUUUGAUUCGAUUUGGACGCUGAUGGCGGUUUCUGUUUUAGAUUUUUUUUGGGGGCGAAAGACGUUGCAGUCAAAACGACGCGUGUCGGUCAAUUUAACGUUUAUUUCUCAGAUCUCCCAGGGACGUCGAGUUUCAAAAGUUGCUACAGGGAGGGCGCAAACACACGCACGCAUACGGCAUGUUUGACAGUCACACAAGGGCUACCGAGAAGCGAAUCGGCUGCGUUCGCUCUGACUCCCGUCAGCCAAUCAGUUGUUCAGGCCCGAGGCAUCCGUUUGUUUUAAACACUUCCACUUUGGACGAUUCUAGAAUUGUCUCAAGCUCUCGAGUCCUCUUUGAGGGUGACCUAGGAGCGCAACUUUGGACGUGCAGACAAUUUCUUUCUUUCAUUUUUUUUCUUUUUAAAACCGAUGGAUUUGCAGGAUUUAAGGUUUUUGCAAGGGAGUCAAAGUUUAAAAGAUGAGCUGGGGAGUUGACAUUUUUUCUUUCUGGUAAUUUUCCUCUGGCGGAAUUACAACAAAACCGUUUUAGUAUUUUUCCACAUCUAACCUCACUUUUCUCAACGCUUUAACUGCAAGUUCAAUCUGCCUCUUCUGGGCCAGCGGAGGCAGGAUUGUUCAAAGAGGCGUUUUCGAAAAAUGAGUGCAUUUUAAGUUUUGUUUGUUUUUUAAAUUUGCAAUAAAAUAAAAACAUUGUUAUUUUGUUAUGCUA